GGGACUGGUAUCAUUAGUCAGGUUUUGAAUGGUAUACAUGUGAUUACUUUCUCUUUUGCUUUUAAGUAAAGAUGAUGAGGAAUAAAACGUGGAGAGCAAGCAACGAAAUUUUCCUAAGAAAAGUGUCCUCUCCUACCUCCUUCUUCCUCAUACUUUCUUCUGAUGUUUCUUUAUUUGCUUAAUUAUAUGUAUAUCUAUUCUUAGAAUUUUGAAAAUUGGGCAAAGCAUCAAUAUAUUCCUUUCUUUAUGAAGACCAAAACCAACAGCCAAGAAAAGAAUCUACUAACCAUGAGGCCUGGAAUAAUUUGAUGAAGCAAUUUUAUUUUUGUUCUUCUUCUAAAUAAUUUCACAAUAUCUGAGAGUUGGAAAGAAAGAGAGAUGGAAAUUCAACAUUUCAGCCGUGACCAUCCUUUGGUCUUCAUCCAAGAUCACAGUGUUGCAAGCAAAGCAACUCUUUGCCGUGGGUGUGAGAAACCUGUAGAGGGCUGGAGCUAUGGCUGCAAUCAAUGUGAGUUUUAUCUUCAUAAGGGAUGUGCUGAGUUAGAGUUAGCCCCCCAGAUUCAGCAUCCUUUCCACCCCAAACACCCUCUCACUCUUUUGCCAGAAUCACCUUAUAUAAGGGGGGGCGGAUGGUGCGAUUUUUGUGGUAAGCAAUUAGGGGGAUUUUUUUAUAAUUGUAAUGAUUGUGACUUCGAUCUGCACAUCAAUUGUGCUUUGCUUCAAUCAUCCAUUGCUGCUAAUUUUCCUAAUUCUUUGCACCCCCAUCCAUUGUUCUUCAUUCAAAACCAUAACAACGAAGUCGAUUCUGAUUGCUCUGGGUGUCAGAAACCAAUAUCUGGUCCAUUUUACCACUGUUCAGAUUGCACUUAUCCUAUAUUCCUUAACCUUCAUAAGGAAUGUGCUGAACUACCCCUUGAGAUUAAUCACCCAUGUGACCGUAAGCAUCCUCUUAUUCUCUUGCCACAACCGCCUACUCAUCCCCAGAAAUGUAGUUGCUAUUUGUGCAGAAUCCAAUGGAAGGGGUUUGUUUAUUCCUGCUCUCUAUGCAACUUUUAUCUUUUACUUGAUGAUUUUCUUUUUUCACCACCAACAAUCACAGUUGCAAGUCAUGAACACCCGUGGGUGCUUGUAUCUAGAAAAAUAUCGUUUGUUUGUGAUUUUUGUGGCACUGACGGGGAUCACUCCCCUUAUCACUGUGAUACAUGUGUACUUUUUGUCCACAAGAAUUGCAUUUCAUUGCCACGCCACUUCAGGAUAACACGACAUCAUCACACGAUUUCUCUUUGGUAUUCUUUUCAGCAGAAUCAAAUUGAGGAUUGUAUGUGCCAAAUUUGUUACAAGGAAGUUGAUAUAAGCUAUGGUCAUUACCGUUGUCCUGCUUCUCGUUGCCGUUAUAUUGCUCAUGUACGUUGUGCAACUGAUAGAGCAAUUUGGGAUGGAACAAUUAUGCUGGAAGGCUAUGAUGAGAGGUCCGAGGAAGUGGCGCAUGAACCUUGGAAUUUGAUUACUGAUGUUGUCGAACAAAUUCGUAUUGGAGAGCUAAUGGUAGCAAGUGAGAUCAAGCAUUCCUAUCAUGAUCAUAAUUUAAGACUCACUUUUAGUGGGAAGACCAAAGAUGAUGAUAGUCAGAGUGAUGGGUGCACGAGACCUAUAUCAACUCCUUUUUAUAGUUGUGAGCAAUGCAAGUUCUUUCUCCACAAAGAUUGCGCUGAAUUGCCUAAACAAAUGCCACACUCAUUUCACAGGCAUUUGCUUACUCUCACAAACUCACACGAUGAGUAUGAUCAUUCAUGGUGCCGUGCUUGCGGUCGGUUGUAUCAAGGAUUUAGCUACGGAUGCUACGAAGGAGGUUGCAGGUUUAGAAUUGACAUUCAAUGUAUGUUAUUUUCGGACACCUUGAAGCACCCAAGUCAUGAGCAUUCACUCUUUCUUGUCCACAACAACCAGGAAACGAGUUGCAGUGCUUGUUUCGAACAGCUAUUCCCAUGGAAUGUUACUUAUAGAUGCAUGAAGCGCUGUGAUUUCAGUUUAGAUGUAGGUUGUGCAACACUACCACUCGCUGCUUGUUACAAGUAUGACAGGCAUCCUCUUACUUUGACUUGUUCUGAUGAUUUUGAGCCUUCUCAACUUUACUGCGAUCUAUGCGAGAAAGAAAGAGAGCCAAAUCGUUGGUUUUACUACUGUGCUGAUUGUGAUAACUCUCUUCAUCUCAACUGUGCUCUUGGGGAUCUCCCAUAUAUGAAGCUUGGGAACAAACUCAAAGGUUUUCAUAAGCAUCCACUCACUAUUGUGAAAUACAUUUGGAAUUGCCCUCCAUGUAAGGUAUGUGAUGAGGUUUGCAAUGGGCAGGCUGUAGAAUGUAAAGAAUCUGAAUGCAACUUUACCGCCCACUGGUAUUGCUGCCGUAAGUAUAUCAAGUGAAGCAUUUCAACGAUAUUCCAAUCAAGUGAAACAUAGAAAGCGCAAGAUGAGAGGUGUGUCGUGUUCUGUGGAAGGGUGUAGUCAGAUUUGGUAAAAAUGAGUGAUGGCCUUAAUUGUUGUAAUCUGCAUUACGUUAUGUUUAUGAUAGUUGUUUGAGCAAUAGAAGAUUGUGUUAGAUGAAACAUGAUUUGUAACCACACAUCUUUAUUUUUCAGUUUUCUUAUCUGCUUGUUAUCCUUUCAACUUUUAUCUAAAAUUAUUAACGAGAACGAAGAA
Gossypium arboreum is the source of this 2697-nucleotide messenger RNA. RefSeq lists its product as uncharacterized. Lineage: Eukaryota; Viridiplantae; Streptophyta; Magnoliopsida; Malvales; Malvaceae. The coding region runs from base 379 to 2421 and encodes 680 amino acids. The record is from RefSeq and is a predicted model, not a curated record. The transcript has a single exon.